AUGAGCGAGGGCAAUAACGUGGUAAUAGGCCUCAGCGGCUGCUCUUCAAGCGGCAAGACGACGCUAGCUCGCUUGCUGCGAGAUAUUUUCCCCAACACCUUUAUCCUCCACGAAGAUGACUUUUACAAGCCGGAGUCUGAGCUCCCCACGAAGAAUGGGCUCCUCGACUGGGACUGCCCUGAGGCCAUCUCAGUGCCUGACAUGAAUAAGGCCCUUACUCAUAUCCGUGAAAAUGGGACAUUUCCACCUUUCGUAGACUCCAAGGAGGACCAAAACUCUGUCGGAAAGUGCCCAGUCUCUGAUGAAAAGAUUGCUGCCAUGAAAGCAAGGGUCAGCCGUUGGCUGGAACCAGGCCAGCCCGGACACGCCAUCUUCACCGAGGGCAAGUUGAGAGUUUGCCUUUUCGACGGCUUCCUUCUGUACUGCAAGGAAAUGGAGACUACGAUGAGCCUUAUCGACAUCAAGCUAUUUCUUCUGGUCAGCCGAGCCAAGGCACAACAACGGCGCGAGGCCCGCGAUGGCUAUGUCACUCUGGAAGGUUUCUGGAAGGACCCGCCUGGUUAUGUUGACAAGAUUGUUUGGCCUAAUUAUGUUGAAGCGCACCAGUGGUUGUUUGAAGAGGGCAAUGUGGAGGGUAGGCUGAACGAGAAGGUUUUGCAAGAAAAGGAUAUCAAGGCCCAGCUCGGUAAGGGUCUAGAUAUCGACAUGGAGACGACUUUGGAAUGGACCAUCGAGAUCAUCAUUACAGAACUCGAGCGGAGGGCGACAGAGAAGGCCGAGUAA
Colletotrichum aenigma is the source of this 783-nucleotide messenger RNA. It is a transcript of the gene nrk1, whose product is annotated as Nicotinamide riboside kinase. Bases 1 to 783 code for a protein of 260 amino acids. Lineage: Eukaryota; Fungi; Ascomycota; Sordariomycetes; Glomerellales; Glomerellaceae. The transcript is spliced from 3 exons. Gene Ontology annotation, cellular component: cytoplasm. The record is from RefSeq and is a predicted model, not a curated record.